UUCCGUACGCACUGUGCGGCGCUGGGGGGCCAACGCGCGAUGACACCACCGACGGUCACUCCCUCUUCUCGCAUUCCUCUCGGGAUUCGCCGCAGCAGGGCCAGCCCGCGACACGCCGGUGGUCCACCAUCGGCAUCUCGAACGGCCAGAAGCAGCGGACGGCACCCUGGUACUGCUUGUAGCUCUCGGCCCGCUGCCCCCGCGAGCUCCAGUACUCCGCCGGAGCGGCACCCGUCCACCAGUUCAGGCAGUUGUGCAGGAACAUGCUCGUCAGCACGAGCACGCCGAGUAUGUCGGCGCACCGCCCAGGCUGGCACCGGCACCGCCGCGAGCCCGAGCGCGGGCGCGGGGCCGAGCCGGGCCUCGCCGAGCGGGAGGCGCAGCAGGGAGGGCAGGCUCGCCAGGAGGAGGCAGUUCCAGCACAUCCACUCGCAGAGGUUCGGGGGCUGCCACAGUUACGUCGGGCGGCGUCCCUCUGGGGGAACAGGAGCUUCUGCCCGUCCGCGAGGCUCUCCGCCUGCCAGAACGCGAGCCAGCCGACGGCAGCCCCGCGACCUCCAGCGCGUGCAGCUCCGGCCACAGCCGCGCGAGCUCCCAGGGCCUGCCUGCGAGCUGGCCCCCGCCGCCGCCGGGAGACCGCCACCGCGGGGCCCGCCGCGCGGAAGAAGUCGCCCGCCAGCAGGCACGCCAUGGACCCCAGGAACACGGCGUUCGCCGCGGCCUGCUGCAGGGUGUCGUGCUGCAUCCUCAGGGGCCAAAGCUUCGCGGGCAUGCCGCAGAGCUCGACGAACCGCACCUGCGCGAACCGGUAGCGUGCGAGGUCGCCGCUCUUGAAGUCGUACGGGAAGAUAACAGCACCAGAGCGCCGAGGAGCAUGCGCCCGCCGUGCAGCACCAGCACCAGCCCGGUGAGCAUCGCCCGCAGCGGCCGCGCAGGGUCGCGCGCGUCGCCCUGCGUCGACGCCGCAUCGCCCAGGGCGAGAACGUCGUGGAGCACAAGAAGCCCCAUUGAGAAUAGGCCGAGGGGCCAGCCGAAGUUGGAGGGAACGAAGACGAGGACCAUGACCAAAUCCCGCGACGGCUCGUGGCUGCCUCGGGUUGUUUCUUCCCUCUGGACUGCAUGGGCAUCGUGUUUCUUCCCUCGAGAUGUCCACGUAGCCCAUCUUGCCCGUGAGGAGGACGGGCAACUGCACCAGCGGUAGGAAGAUGGCGACCUGCAGCGCUGCGUUGCGGAAGAAGAGCGCGGAGGCCGCCGUGGUGCCAUCGGCGAGCGGGCUGGCGGGGAGGCAGAGCACCGGGAGGACGUGCAGCAUGACCGUGGAGAUCUUCGAAAAGUUUGCGCCGAAUUCGAAGAGGUGCCAGAGCGAGCCUGGCUCAUGCUGCGAGUGCCCGGUGGACAUGGCCUUGCUGUUCGGGAGACCAGUGGACCCUUUUGGCCGUACCCAGCACGCUCAACAAGCCUGGCUGGGGCGACAUUCUCUUGAACCGGCGUGCCUUGAGCCAAAUGACU
Messenger RNA from Prorocentrum cordatum, 1509 nucleotides. The record is from the annotation of a GenBank genome assembly. NCBI's taxonomy places the organism in Eukaryota, Dinophyceae, Prorocentrales, Prorocentraceae.